Molecule: messenger RNA, 2148 nt
Organism: Dreissena polymorpha
Lineage: Eukaryota; Metazoa; Mollusca; Bivalvia; Myida; Dreissenidae
Exons: 4
Coding region: 254-1801 (515 amino acids)
Source: RefSeq, a predicted model, not a curated record
AUCUUCCGCCUAGAGGCGUUAGACAUAUCCUUCCACCAAAUACACCCGAGAGACGAUCGCCGUUAUGGCGGAAUUGUCCGAGGAGUCCCGAUUGCGUUACCGAUACUGAGUUUUAGUAGUGUCUAACCUUUAUUUGGUCGAUAGUGGAGGUAAACACUUGCACCGAUUCGUCUAGUUUCGCUUUGGAAGCGAACGAUUGGAGUGAUUUUAUUUUAAUUUGUCUACCAAAUUAUGUUGUUUAUGACACGGAUCUAUGUUAAAGGGAUUCCUAAUCUUGCUGAACGACAUUUGCUGGCUGUUAACGAGGUGGUCGGUACAUGCGCUUCUCUUAAAGACGAUCCGGGUUAAAUCUCCACUCCCGGUGCAUGUGAAUAAGAUGGCGGAAGGUGAUCCAUGGCGUGAUAAGGCGGAGCAUGGAGGUAUCCCACGUAACAGCGGCCUUUACAGUCGUCAAUCCAUAGUUCAGUGUGAAAAUGCCUCACUAGAGAUGUGUACUCUGAUGAACUGUCUCGGUUAUGGGCGUCCCAUCAGACAGGCACGGAGAGACGCCUACAGGGAAGGUGAUAGGCUGAUGAAUGCUAUAAGGCCUGGUAUCAUAUCGAUGAUCACUACUGGUAGCAAGGCAGAGGGGCUUACAUGCUUCUAUGAAAGUGACUGUGAUAGGAUGUUUGUUGUAGACGGCAUCAUGUGUUUAGAAAAUGGUGUUGAUUCUGACAAAUUACCAAGGGAGACUACUGUGUUUACAUUAAACACCGGCGUGUGCUACCACGGACACUCUAGGCUUAAUUUACUCGAGCGACGUGGCGACAUUAUUCCAUCAAUAAUCUGUGAUGCUCUGUGUGAAGAUGAAAAUGGGCGUGUCCUCCUGUGCAGUGCUUUAUUUGUUGAUAUUGCUAAAGACAUAACAUUUGGGCCAAACGAGAUUCGCCAUGAACGUGCAGGGCCAUCAAUGCCGAGUUCAUCAGGGCCAUAUCAUAUAGACAAUGUAUUUUCUUUACGCUGCCAUUGUCCUGUCAUACUAUCGAGAUGGGCAGAGCGAACUCGCCAUUGGCCACCACCGGAUAUCGUUCGCAAAGUCGUAACUAUGGGAUCAUUUGUGACACCUGUUGGUUUUAAGGGUAGCGAAUAUCAUCAUCUAGAAUGGAGGAUUUGUUUUAAUACUGGGGAGAAUGAACUUAUCAGCAGUCUUAAUAACACCCAGGUCUACAUUUAUGUUUUAUUGAAAAUGGUUGUUAAGGAUGUGUUAAAGCCAGUAAAGAAAGAAAUUACAUCAUACACAGUGAAAAACAUUGUAUUGUGGCUUGCGGAAAACAAUCCACAGGCACAGUUCAAUGAAAGCAGUUUGUUUUAUUGGCUUCGGGAAGGAUUGGAGAAAUUAAGAACGGCAAUAUUAAAGAUCGAACUGCCAUAUUAUAUGAUACCAGAAAGGAAUCUAAUGGCAGCAUGCGGACUGGAUGAAGGACAAAAAUGUACAUGGGUAAAUACUAUCACGGACAUGAUGAACGAAGGUUCAAAUGCAUUACUAAGAUUGCCGAGGAUACGGAAGGCAAUAAUAUCGCAUCCAGAGCCACUGAUGUGGUAUAACAAGAAGAGAGUUGAGAUGGAACUGCUGCAUUUGAAGCACUUGGACAGACAAAUGCAGUGCAUGGAUGAGAAUUUCGAGGUCAAUAGACAUGAACCUAUGCAGCAGGCGAUAUCGAGUCGUAUGGCUGAGUUAGUGAAAGAGGUCCAUACGAGGAUGAAUAGGGAAGGAAGUCGUUUGAAUGAUCUGAUAGAGAUACUACAUAUGAUGGUUAUGUAAUUGUGUUGUAAAUGCCAGUUAUUCCAUGCAAUGCAUAUUUUCAACAAUGCACUACAGAACGUAGUUAAUUUAGGGCGUCUAAACAUAACAUAUAUAUCGAGGGCUGAACGGAACGUUCAGACGUGUAUUAUUGAAUUGUUAUGUUUUGUUUGUUAACAUAAAAAACGGUCCGUACCAGUCAUUAUGUGUUCACAGUCAUUACGUACCGAGUAAAUGUAUAAAUCGGUAACUUUAUAAAUUCAUGCUUUAUUUCAGAUCAACUUUGUUAAUAAUAACUAUUAAUUGUCACCCAAUCUUAUUUGGAGUGCUCUGAAUUAAUCCAACAAAUGUGAAUACUUAUAGAAUCU